Anopheles cruzii is the source of this 5448-nucleotide messenger RNA. It is a transcript of the gene Akt, whose product is annotated as RAC-gamma serine/threonine-protein kinase. Gene Ontology annotation, molecular function: ATP binding; protein serine/threonine kinase activity. Gene Ontology annotation, biological process: protein phosphorylation. The coding region runs from base 459 to 2270 and encodes 603 amino acids. The record is from RefSeq and is a predicted model, not a curated record. Lineage: Eukaryota; Metazoa; Arthropoda; Insecta; Diptera; Culicidae. The transcript is spliced from 6 exons.
AACAGGGUUGUAGCCCCGCACCGCAUCUAGGUGCAGCAGAGCAGUCCGUGAAAAAGUGCAACGAAACGAAAUUCGAAAGCAGCUCUCAAAAGUUGCCUAAGCGAUCCGCGCGAAUUGGCAAAGAAAUUCGCGCUGUCUGUAUAAAAGUGCGUGUGUGAGUGAGCUGAUACAAAUCCUUUGGUAAGGAGCUAAAAGCACCAGAAACCCACGUCGAACACGAGAAACAAUCGAGGAAGCCUGUGGAAUAUUAAGAGAAAAUACGCUCACUAACCGGUGGUGGUAGUGACGGCAGCAGGACUGCCCCAACACAGACGCAGUAGCGGCUUUUGUACAAGGAUCUCGGCUGACGAGUGCCGGAAGUGACUCUGCUCUACACAUUUUGUGAAGCUACCCCUCAGCUUAUCGGGGCGUGCGUGAACGGAACGAUUUUGCAGCGACAGCGCACCGCGUAAGCGACGAUGUCUUCCCAAAUGGCACAAACUGCGCCGACGAUCGCGAUCCCCACGUCGUCGUUGAAAUCGGCGCCACUCGCGAUGACGACGGCGAUGGCGGCCAUGCCGGCGUCGUCUCCCAUUUCACAUCCGGCGGCAUCGCUUCCGCUGUCACAGAACACCACCUCGCAGCAGCAACAGCAGCAACAGCAACAACAACAACAGACCAGCAACACCAUCUCGGUGUCGGCGUCGACGGCGAGUAUCUCCUCCGUGCAGACCAACAACUCCUCGUCGGUGAUGCCGGACUCGACGUCGACGAUCGUGAAGGAAGGUUGGCUGUACAAGCGCGGUGAACACAUCAAAAACUGGCGCUCGCGCUACUUCGUCCUGCGGACGGACGGCACCCUGGUGGGGUACAAGACGCGCCCGGAGGCGAGCUGCCUGACGGAACCGUCGAACAACUUCACCGUGCGCGGCUGCCAGAUCAUGUCGAUCGACCGGCCCCGGCCGUUCACAUUCAUCAUUCGCGGGCUCCAGUGGACAACGGUGAUCGAGCGGAUGUUCCACGUGGACGACGACGGGGAGCGCAAGGACUGGGUGGACGCCAUCCGCCGGGUGGCGAAUCGGUUGAACGAAGAGGAGGUCUACCAGACGGCACCGCCACCCAUGCCGUCGGACGAGGACUGCGAGAUGGGUUCGAUUGCCGAGGAUGAGCUGCUGAGCGAAAAGAUUCCCGUGUACGGAACGGCCACCGAUAAGAUUAGUGGAAAAAUGAAAGUCCAGACGUUGGAAAACUUCGAGUUCCUCAAGGUGCUCGGCAAGGGCACGUUCGGGAAGGUGAUUUUGUGUCGCGAAAAGAGCAGCGCCAAGCUGUACGCGAUCAAGAUCCUCAAGAAGGACGUGAUCAUCCAGAAGGACGAGGUGGCGCACACGAUGGCCGAGAAUCGCGUCCUGAAAACAACCAACCACCCGUUCCUCAUAUCACUGAAAUACUCGUUCCAAACCGUCGAUCGGCUCUGCUUCGUGAUGCAGUACGUGAACGGGGGCGAGCUGUUCUUCCACCUGAGCCGCGAACGCAUCUUUCCGGAGGAUCGCACCCGUUUCUACGCCGCGGAAAUCAUCUCCGCCCUGGGGUAUCUCCACUCGCACGGUAUCAUCUAUCGCGACUUGAAGCUCGAGAACUUGCUGCUCGAUAAGGAUGGCCACAUCAAGAUUGCCGAUUUCGGGCUGUGCAAGGAAGACAUCACGUAUGGGCGCACGACGAAAACGUUCUGCGGCACGCCCGAGUACCUGGCGCCUGAGGUGCUGGAGGACAACGAUUAUGGGCACGCGGUCGACUGGUGGGGCACGGGCGUCGUAAUGUACGAGAUGAUCUGCGGGCGAUUGCCGUUCUACAACCGCGACCAUGACAUCCUCUUCACGCUCAUCCUGAUGGAGGAAGUCAAGUUCCCGCGCCAGAUCAGCGUCAAUGCGCGCAGCUUGCUCAGCGGACUGCUGGUGAAGAACCCGAAGCAACGGCUCGGUGGAGGGCCGGACGAUGCCAAGGAAAUUAUGGCUCACCCGUUCUUCGCCAGCAUCAACUGGACGGAUCUGGUGCACAAGCGUAUCACGCCACCGUUUAAGCCCCAGGUAACGAGCGAUACCGAUACGCGCUACUUCGACAAGGAGUUCACUGGCGAGAGCGUCGCACUAACGCCCUCCGAUAGCAACGGACCGCUGGGAGCGAUUCAAGAGGAGCCACACUUUUCGGAAUUUAGCUAUCAGGACAUGGCGUCGACGAUGAACACGCCUAGUUACAUGAACCAUUCGUCGAGCAACUAUCCGCCGAUGCAGUGAGCCUCGGGAUGGCGAGAGUGACGCGGACAGAACAUAAAGCGGCCAUCUUGCACAUCGGUGGUGGUUGUUGCAUGAUGAGAAUUGAAGAAACGUUGAAAUGAAGCUGCGCCAACACCACACUAUCACAGCUGGAAGAGGGACCGAGUGAAAGAGCAGAGAAACAACAGCGGGUCACCGUGUAUAACCGCAAGCAGAUGACCGCGUUAUGUGUUAUAUUCGCGUUCUCCAUAGCCCGAUAUUGCUACGCAAAGCACUGAGUGCAGCGAUCACUGUCGAUCGCUAAUGAAACGGCGAGCGCCCCACAGAACCUAAGCGCUGCUGCGGGCAAGAGAUCUCGAUCGUCAGAGUUUGCGACAAAGGUCCUCGCAUGGGCACCUGUCUGCCUGAGAACCGUGUACACCGUUAUACGGUCGUAAUAGUAUGCAUAUGUUGCUCUAUAAAGCCUACAGCUCGGUGUGUGCGGGCCUGAAGCUGCUUGGCAGCAGUCGCGAUGGCCGGCCACACUAGGCUACCGGCAACCCGCGAACUGUGCUUAGGAAACAAAAGUUCCACAAUAAUUCUUCCGUGGUGUGGUUAGUUGACGGCUCUUCGAGGAUCCGUCUAUAACCGCACCGAUUCUACGGCUAAGCAAACAUUCAUGGUCAUUGAAACUUUCCAUCCACAACCAACCAUCCCGCAAUCAUCAACACUGAAACUGACCGACAGGACACACAUAAUAUUUGUAGUAUGUAUAAAUCGACCACCGUGCCAAUAUAUAUGUAUACAUUUUUGCCAUAGCCAAACAAGUCAAACCACAGGAUCUCAGAUUUACAGAAGCAUAAGUUGUCGUCCAUGCGACCUUAACACCACACACAGCAAUUCCACAUAAAUCAGACACUACGGAAGUAUCCCCGAUCGAACCGGCAUCCCGCAACCAACACAGUAAAUGCCAAACUACUACCUACUACUCUCUAACGAUAGCGACGGUUCUGCCUGCGACGGUGAAGGGACAUUCUUUUGCGCGUUAAACAGAAGAUACGAAGUGAAUCAUUUUGCAAUUUUUAGUUUGUAAGGUUAAACGCGUAUUAGUAGGGUUACUAUACUGGUGUGUGUGCGGCGAUCGCUUUGGAAACACUAAAUGGAAGUAGACGAUAACACCACACUCCCCGCGAUCGCAGUAGUCUUGUUUCUUUUUUUUUUGAUGAAACAACUCAUCGACGGGAGUGCUAACAGAGGUGAAACUGAACUAACGACAUGAUACGAAGUGCGAACAAAGCUUCUAUGGAAGACCGUAGGAUGUUUCGUAAGUGAACACAGUAGCAAGAAUGUAAGGGGUGCCCUCUUUAGUAGAGUAAGAAAGUAUCCGCGAUUUCGCGUGCGUGCUUGUGUGUGUGUGUGUGUGUGUGAAGCGUUGGACAGUGCAUAAGUAACGCGGAAAGCAACCGGGCUGUGAUAGAAAGAAGUUUGUUCACUCUAACUGUAAGUAACGUAGCCACUAGCAACUAGCCGAGACAGACUACCAAUUGAUAGAUGUAAGUAGUUGAGCCUGCGCUAUCUGAGAUACCAGGCGGUUGAGAAUUAUCGAAUGAACUUUAGUAGAGGAGGAGGCGCAGUAACAACACGAUGCCGACAAAUAUACAUUGAACUAUGGUGCCCAUGGACGUGGAAAGUUAUUCCAGCCAAAGGCGGGGGCUAAACAAACGAAUUAAAGAGCUAAACUUCUUAACCCAGCGUUCCAGCGUAAGGUAUGGAGCCAAUCGUAACGCAACGCAGAAUAUUUUGCGAAACUGAGCAAGAUUGAGGCUAUCGCUCUGUACGGAGAGUGCCCUGUGUGCCGAACAAUACGCCACCGCGCGGACGAACGGCGUGCUUUGUGUGUGGGAAGAGAAAUUUUUAAAAACUAAGUAUGACAAAAAAUCACUACAAACACACAGGGAUUCAGUUAUGCAAACUGAUUUGCAGUCAUUUAUAGGGCGACGCUGCCUAUACGGAUGGACAGCGCCAUCUAGCAGCUUCCUUUUCGUAGCAUUCGAAUUUCGUUCGGAUUAAUUUUAAGGGACUAACCGUAUGUUUGCCGGAACACGACCUCCGCGGGUGUUCUGUUUUUUCCUUUUUCGACAGUAGCAUAUAGAAUCAAGCGUACCAUUAGAAGGGGUGCACUCGCGAGAACAAUAUCACUGCCUUAGCUAAACCAUAGAAUGAACCGUUGUGUGCAACAUUAGACACGGAGCAUAGUGUUAACGUACGAGUAUAGUAACCACCAGAGUGUCAGAAGAAUUCCAUCGGAAGGAAAAGCAAAACGUGUGUCGGUCAGCAGGUACACAAUUUCACGUAGCAUGGCAAGCAUAUUAGUAAACCACAAACGCGGCGAAGGCGUCUUGUUUGGAGCGGCAUACCAUUGCACAUUGCGUUGUUGCUAAGAGUACCAUGCCUUCUUGGAUGGCUUUCCUUUUUUGAAGUAAUUUACCUACAUAUGAAUUAUCGAACUUGAAUUAUUAAACACAGCGAAGUCUCACGAUGACGCACACAUUCAUAUCCAUUUGUUCCGAAUCACUACUAACUGCGCGAGUUAUUGCCAUACCGGCAUAGGGAGAGAGAUUGUAAAUUGGUGCUUGGGCUGCUUUUGGGUAUUAGUACGGCCACAAGAAACGAUGCAACCAUCUUUCUUCGAUACAGACUAGUUGUGUGCGAGUAACUGUCAGUCGAAAAUGUGUGUGUUUGUGCGCGUCAUGUCGUCGGCUUCCAAAAACUUCCUGUUUAGUUCUUAUCAUUACGUCUAUCGCGGGUGAACCGCGCAAUAACAGGGACGAUAACAUUUUAAUACCUCCAAUAGCCCCACACAGAUGUACACAGUAGCAUUGAGCACACUAGUUUGCGUUACAUCCUUGCAAAAAAAAAAAUGAUGUAGAUUGACAGGAUCUAGAAGCAAGAAGGACGUUGGUAAAUGAAACCAAAAUCCGGAGGACAGAAGGAUUGCGUAAACUUCUUCCCCUCUGCAUUGCGCUAAAAGUUCAUAACACACGCAGCUUAAUAAAGGGAUAAGAGAACAUGACACUGAGUUCAUUGGUUCACAUCAUAAUCAACUAUGAUUAACAACUAAUCCCGGUAGGCUACUGCUGUCUGUCACCAUACUGUCAUACGGUAUUAGUAAGCGAUAGAUAAAUUUAAUAUAAAAGAUUGAUGAAAAAAGAAGAAACCA